CAGCGAGCAAAACGACAACUUAUUACCCUUGUGUCAUUGUGUAGGUACACUUGAUAGAGCUCACGGAAGAUUGCGACAUGCGCGCGAAUUCGUUUGAACGAGCGAAAGAUUCAGGGUGCGUGCUCUUGUGGCACCUACGAGGAGCAGACUGAGGUGGGCUACCGUCUACGUAGGCAGAAAGUAGGUACGGAGUAUUAGUAGAUACCUACAGCGUACGCAGGUAGUCUACGCGUGUCACUCUAUCCCAUACCUACCCCACGAGGGCACGGGCAGACUCGUGGGCGAACAGAGCUGGCCAUAGCGGCAGUCAAGACGGUUUGAUUGAUUCGUGAAGAAGAAGCGGGAAAUGACGAAGAACCUUGGGCUCGGUGACAUUAUGAUUAAGAGUUUCAUGAGCCAGUGGGCAUGGCGUCGCUGGGCACAACAAACACAGGCCCAGUUCGUCAUUGUUGUGAUAUUUGGAUCUGCAGCCGCACGGUACGAAAUCGUCGAUGGCUUUGCAAAAUGGAAGAAAAGGGAAGAGAGGAUGCAAACAAACGAUAGGUAUGGAUGUGAUUGACGACGUCGACGCUCUGGAUGAUUGAAUCGGCUGAAGAGGCGCGAGGAGGCAUUAUGCAUAUACGCAGGGUGUGAGCAUACGCUGUUGUUCAGCCGAUGUGACACGGCAGUAUAAAGCGCACGAUAGGCUCACUUGGACAACUGAGGUCUGACGAUAGAUCAUAGUGAACUUUAUAAUAUUUGCGAGGUUGAAUUGAAUGAAUCUGUAUGGUGUGGUUGAUGGACGAGGAAGUGGAAGUAUUGUGCGAGUACACAGUACGGAGAACCUUCACAGCGCAGCGUGUUUGUGUAUGAGACUUGGAGUUGAGGGUUGCGUUGGGGUCGUUUUAGAGCUAGAACAAGGGGUUGGGUUGGACCAAUAGGAACUCUAGACCUGGCCGUAAUCUGAUUAGCGCGUUUCUUAGUGUCAGGGGUAUUCUUUGUACCGCAGGUGGAGUCGAAUGAGG
Aaosphaeria arxii CBS 175.79 is the source of this 1004-nucleotide messenger RNA. RefSeq lists its product as uncharacterized. NCBI's taxonomy places the organism in Eukaryota, Fungi, Ascomycota, Dothideomycetes, Pleosporales. The record is from RefSeq and is a predicted model, not a curated record. Bases 347 to 559 code for a protein of 70 amino acids. The transcript has a single exon.